CUUUUUGAGGAAUGGAAUUGUCCACAUAGUCUUCGGCGCCAUUUUCUUUUUUGCACAGUUGGAAAGUUGGCAGCAUUAUACAACAUAUUCCGUCCCCAGCAAAGGUUUCUCUGUUUUUCCCGGCAUUGCUGAUACUACCCUGCUUGAGACAUGAUCGCGGGACAGCAUCCCGUGGUCCAGGCGCUGCUGGGAACGCUGCUGACGUGGGGCCUGACUGCACUCGGGGCCGCUCUGGUGUUCGUCUUCACAACCGGCAAGAGAAAAGUUCUGGAUGCCAGCCUUGGUUUUGCUGCAGGGGUGAUGCUUGCUGCUUCCUACUGGUCUCUGUUGUCUCCUGCUAUAGAGAUGGCUGAACAGUCCCAGACCUAUGGGAUACAUGGGGAGUUUGCCUUCAUUCCUGUGUCCAUUGGUUUUGCCCUAGGAGCAGUGUUUGUCUACAUGUCUGAUGUCUUCCUCCCCUACUUGGGUGUGUCAUCCCCAAAUGUUGCCCUGGCAUUGUCAUCAGAAGAAAAAUUCCAUGCAGAGGAAGGAGACUUCACAACUGUCACUGCAGAACCUGCACAGGAAUCUUCAUUUUCUAUUGAAAAUGGUGAAGCUUUGUCUUCAAAGACCCCAAAGGGCCCGAUGCACAGAAGGAAGGCCUCCGGGUCCCACAAGGUGGCCCUCAGCACAGGGGAGGAGGAAGAGACAUCAUCCCUUAAUGAUGAGAAAAAAGCUCGCCAAGCUUCCAUGAGUUGGAAAAGAAUAAUGUUGUUGAUCAUUGCUAUCACUGUUCAUAACAUUCCAGAGGGACUUGCAGUUGGUGUUGGCUUUGCUGCUGUUGGUAAAACACAUGCUGCAUCAUUUGAAAAAGCCAGGAACCUGGCAUGGGGAAUUGGAAUACAAAAUUUCCCAGAAGGCCUUGCUGUAAGUUUACCCCUGAGGGGUUCUGGGAUGUCUGUAUGGAAAAGCUUCUGGUAUGGCCAGCUGAGUGGGAUGGUGGAGCCUCUAGCAGGAGUGUUUGGUGCAGUUGCCAUGGUAAUAGCAGAGCCCCUCCUCCCAUAUGCCCUGGCCUUUGCAGCAGGUGCCAUGGUGUAUGUUGUUGUAGAUGACAUUGUUCCAGAGGCAAACACAAGUGGCAAUGCCAAACUGGCAUCAUGGGGGUGCAUCGUGGGAUUCAUCAUCAUGAUGUCAUUGGACGUCGGUCUAGGCUGAUGUCAGUAACUGACAAAUAAACUACUAAGUAUUAUGUAUGAAGGGCUUGUACUUCCUCAGGUAACUGGUAGGAUGGAGUCUGAACCAGCAAAAUGGUAGAACGUAAGUGUGACACAUGGGCUUGUCCUGCUACAUUGGCCACGUGUGUACAACAAACUGUUCUCUGUCCCAAAGUUGGGGCCCUUGUACUGACUUUACUCUACAGUGGUCAUAGUGAAGAAAGAAUUACAGUAUUGAAGGCUUUCAAAGUGUAUUGUGACAUGAUAUGAUGCCAACUUUGCUGUAAUUCUUUUUAUGCCUCCUUGUCUUUGUGACAAACAAUUCUAACUGUGCUUUGGUAGGCUAGCUUGAAUAUCAUAACAAUUUGUUGAUAUUUUCUAUACGUGUAAUCUGUACAGAAAAUAUUAGCAAUGAGUGCCCAAGUGUUGGCAAGACUUGAUUACUUUUUAUUAGACUUUAAGAUGCAAUAUCAAAUGUGACUUAAAUUCGUAAGUUUGCUGAUGUAGAGUAUAACUACAAGAAAAUUAUAAUUUGUGACAAAACAAAUGCAAUACAAGCGUAUAAUGGUAAUCAUGAAAAUAUUUUGAAAUGAAUAAGUGACAUAUAUAUAUAGAGAGAGAGAGAGAUAGUCGCAAGUCUUUGAAAUAUGUUCAAAGUCUACUUUUUAUCGUAUUUGUAGCUGCUGAUUAAAUUUAAACAUAUCCUAGACAAAUUCAAUAACUUGUCUUCCAGUCUUUAUUACUUAUACAUGUACAUAUAUUUUGAGAGUAGAAAAGUCCUAAAACUCAAUUGGUCAAAGAUCAUUGUAAUAUUUUAGUACCUCUCAAACCACAUAACAAGUUACCAGUAAGACAAACUUCUUACUAGUACAAGUGUGUACUGUUUAUGAUCGGAACAUGUUGCAGUCUUCCAGGUAUCUUGUACUCUGAUUGACACAUGUAACUCUGUUUUAAUCAAAGUAUGAAGCCCGCCAUUAUUUAUGUAUAGCGCCACAUCGUCUUUGGUUUAUAGGGACAUCAGUGAAGGUACCCAAACGGCUGCAGCUUUAGGUCUCA
Messenger RNA from Branchiostoma belcheri (Belcher's lancelet), 2249 nucleotides. RefSeq names its product zinc transporter ZIP11-like. The record is from RefSeq and is a predicted model, not a curated record. Gene Ontology annotation, cellular component: membrane. The transcript is spliced from 9 exons. Gene Ontology annotation, molecular function: zinc ion transmembrane transporter activity. Gene Ontology annotation, biological process: zinc ion transmembrane transport. NCBI's taxonomy places the organism in Eukaryota, Metazoa, Chordata, Leptocardii, Amphioxiformes, Branchiostomatidae. Bases 151 to 1194 code for a protein of 347 amino acids.